Lachancea lanzarotensis is the source of this 2247-nucleotide messenger RNA. It is a transcript of the gene SAS3, whose product is annotated as LALA0S04e01068g1_1. Gene Ontology annotation, biological process: regulation of DNA-templated transcription. NCBI's taxonomy places the organism in Eukaryota, Fungi, Ascomycota, Saccharomycetes, Saccharomycetales, Saccharomycetaceae. The transcript has a single exon. Gene Ontology annotation, molecular function: histone acetyltransferase activity. The record is from RefSeq and is a predicted model, not a curated record. Bases 1 to 2247 code for a protein of 748 amino acids.
AUGAACCCUGCGGAUGCGCACGCGCAACGACAUCAACGUCUUCUACGAAACAUCGAGCUCAACGAUAACAUACAUGCGUCAAUUGCAAAUGAGAUAGCAAAAGACCCGGAUAAGUUUUCCCGCCAAACCAGAGCUAAUCAUUCCUACAAAAGAGAUACUGCUUCCCCCAAUGUCCAGAGAGCGCUACCCUCGAAAAGAAAACCAUUGCAUAGAUCAUCCCCUGGGCUGAUAAAAUCAGAAACACCAACUUUUCAUUCAUGGUCUCUCCCCACAGAUGCAGAGACCGCCAACGCUCUCAGUCCUUACCUGUCAUUCCCAAAAAUCGAUCCCUUUCGUGGAACAUACAAAAAGCAUGUUUUGAAGAUACGUUAUAAUCCAACGAAGUUCCUGAAUUUUGAUAACCUUAUCUCUAACUCGAGUGUGGACCCUGACCGGUACGAAAUUGACUUCAACGUUCAUGAAACACAAACGCUUUUCAAUAAAAUAGACAACGAUCACUCUAUGCCGUAUCGGUGCGCCAUUGCUGACAAGAAUGAUUUCACCACACACAACACUACGCCCUCAAUACAAGAUCGUGAAUUUUUCCAGGCACUAUUGUACAACGCAAGCCCUGCGUCGUAUUACAACGGGAAUUUACUCUUGGCCUUCACAGAAGCUGAAGAUAAAGAGUUGCAGCAUUCAAAAAAACCAAAAGUCAAAAGAGAGGCCGCAAGGAUCGAAUACGUUCACCUUCGUGGCUACGAAAUAAAGACGUGGUAUACAGCACCAUACCCAGAAGAGUUUAAUAAAAAUAAAAUUCUUUACAUUUGCGAGUAUUGUUUGAAAUACAUGAAAUCAAGAUACGUUUUCCAUCGUCAUCAACUGAAGUGUUCUUUACGGCAUCCCCCCGGAAAUGAAAUCUAUAGAGAUGGGAAAAUAUCAAUUUGGGAGAUUGAUGGGCGCGAGAACGUCAUAUAUUGCCAAAGUUUGUGUUUGUUGGCAAAGCUUUUCCUAAACUCCAAGACGCUGUAUUAUGAUGUGGAACCUUUCAUAUUCUACGUCCUGACCGAGCGAGAGGACGUAGGGGGUCAAAGUCAUUUUCAUUUCGUUGGGUAUUUCUCGAAAGAAAAGCUUACCUCAACGGACUAUAACCUCAGUUGUAUUCUUACGUUACCCAUAUAUCAAAGGCGAGGUUAUGGUCAUUUUUUAGUUGAUUUUUCAUAUCUUCUCACUAGAAGAGAAUACAAGUGGGGAACACCAGAAAAGCCGUUUUCUGAUUUGGGUUUACUGUCAUACAGAAAUUAUUGGAGAAUCAAACUGUGCCAAGUAAUCGGUUCUUUGAAAAAAGAUAUUCUGAAUGCGCAAAAAAAUGGAUUGAUGUUCCAAUUCAGUUUAGAAGACCUUUCCAAUCUCACAGGAAUGAUACCGACAGAUGUAGUUUUUGGUCUUGAGCAGCUCAGAAUACUUUAUCAGUUUGAAAAAGAUAAUAAAACAAGAUACGUCAUAAAAAUCAGCGACUGGUCGCUAAUAGACAAUAUCAUACGGGUUUCCAACGCUAAGAACCUGAAUUCUCUACGUCCUGAAAAAUUGGUUUGGAAGCCAAUGAUCUUCGGUCCCUCCUGCGGCAUUAACGCAAUGGGAACGAUGGUGGAGACCACUGGCGCAACGCGAACUACAAAAUCGGGCCGAAGAAAUGGUAUUGACAAUUUCAAAAACAGUAUUUCGGUAUUAGUUAAUUUUUUGCAGGACGACAUUGCUGAUCCAAAAAGUAUGGAAGAAACAACAUCAGAAAAAAUCCGAUCUCAACAAAUCGCUGAAAUUGAUCCCAAAUUUCUGACCGAUGUUAACUCAAAGUACGCCGGAAACGCCAGUACAUCUUUAAAAAUUGCGGAUGAAAUCAUCCAUUUACAGGCUAAGAAAACAAAUCGGAAUAACGGGCGCGUACCAGCUGAAGGACGUGAUGGUCAGGAUAGAGACAUAGUAAACUUUGAAGAAGGAGAAGAAGAAAGAAAAGAAGAGAGCGGAAAUGGAUCACAGAUAGUUGAUCUAGUUAAUGAUGAUUUUAAUUAUGAAGACGCCAAAUUCACAGGCGUCUCCGAUGGUGAUGGCGACCACCUCGAGGAUGAGUCAUCUGAUUCCGAUGCUUGUGUCAAGAAAAGCCGAAGAGGACGGGUCCUGAAGAAAAUAUUUGAUAGUGGUGAUGACACUGAUGAGGAGCGUGUAACUAGAAGGCAACUAAGAAGCAGAAAUGUUCCUGCUGAAUUGUAA